Molecule: messenger RNA, 249 nt
Organism: Penicillium cataractarum
Lineage: Eukaryota; Fungi; Ascomycota; Eurotiomycetes; Eurotiales; Aspergillaceae
Product: Ty1/Copia family ribonuclease HI
Exons: 1
Coding region: 1-249 (82 amino acids)
Source: RefSeq, a predicted model, not a curated record
AUGGCUAACAACCAAUCCGCCAUUGCUCUCUCCCGUAAUCCUGAGUUUCACAAACGGACGAAGCAUUUCAACGUGAAGUUCCAUUACCAGCGAGCUGUUCUGAAUUCAGGAGAGAUUAGUCUCGAAUAUAUUCCAACCGAGGAACAAGCAGCUGAUGGACUCACCAAGCCUUUAGGGCCUUCUCCAUUUAUUAAGUUCUGCAAGCUUUUGGGAAUCUGCACUGAAGAACACAUGAAGGAAGAUGUGUAA